Messenger RNA from Colletotrichum navitas, 162 nucleotides. RefSeq lists its product as uncharacterized. NCBI's taxonomy places the organism in Eukaryota, Fungi, Ascomycota, Sordariomycetes, Glomerellales, Glomerellaceae. The coding region runs from base 1 to 162 and encodes 53 amino acids. The transcript has 2 exons. The record is from RefSeq and is a predicted model, not a curated record.
AUGCCUGUUAUCGAUACGCGGCUUAUCCAGGGGGGAGUGAUGGAGGUUGGCCACCAGUUGAUGAGGAGAAGCGUUGACCAUACCGUGUUGGAGACGCUGGCUGUCGUGGGGACGGCCAUUUUCGGAGUGGGUGGAUUUAUCUAUUGGAUUAACCGCCGGUAG